UAGGUAAAAAAAACCCUAAAAGUAUCUUUUAUGUGCAUGCAUCACAGGGUGUCGCAUGCCUGGAGAUGUACGUUCUCCGGAAGACUUCUGGGCUGUCAUUCGGGAUGGAAAAGACACCAUAACAGAGGUUCCUCCGCACAGGUGGUCACUGGAAAACUUCUACGAUCCUGACCACUCCAAAAAAGGUAAGAUGAUCUCUCGAAAGGGCGGCUUCAUCGAUGGCAUCGACAAGUUUGAUAACUCGUUCUUCAGGAUAUCUCCCAGAGAGGCUGCGUCUAUGGACCCGCAGCAGCGCAUUCUCUUGGAGGUUGUGCACGAGGCAUUUGAGGACGCUGGCAUAAUAUCGGAAACAUUAGGGGCCUCGGGUGGCGUGUAUGUAGGUGUAGGAAUGAUGGACUAUGCGGUUCAGACAGUUUCAGAGACCUCACUCAUCAAUCCCUAUACAUUAACGGGGACCUCAUUUAGCACAGCAGCCAAUCGAGUUUCGUACGCCUUUGACUUGCGAGGACCCAGCUAUUCCGUCGACACUGCCUGCGCUUCAUCUGUGACGGCAAUGCACCUUGCUUGCACUGGUCUGUGGAACCACGAGUGCAAAACGGCGGUCGUUGCCGGUUGCAACGCACUCAUUAUCCCCGAAACGUCUGUGGCUUUCACGGCAUUGGGCGCGCUUUCCAAAGAUAGUAAGUGCUGUCCCUUCUCCAGUACAGCUAAGGGUUAUGUGCGCAGUGAAGGUUGGGGUGCAGUCAUCCUGAAACCGCUGCCCAUCGCACAAAAAGAUGGCGAUCACAUCUAUGCACUUAUCAGGGGAACAGCCAUAGCAGCUAAUGGCUUUUCUACUAGUUUGACUAUGCCUUCAAGUGCUGCACAGGAAUAUGUUAUGAAACAAGCCUAUUUCAGAUUCGGUGUCCCGUUGUCAAAUGUUCAGUACGUAGAAGCUCACGGGACAGGGACACCUGUUGGGGAUCCCAUCGAAGCAGAAGCCAUUGGAAAGGCCUUUGGUCCACACCGAGAGAAACCACUGAAGAUUGGCUCUGCUAAAGGAAACUUUGGCCACAAUGAGUGUGCGUCUGGUGUUACUACUUUAAUCAAAGUAGCCCUAAUGCUAGACCACAAAGUGCUUUGCCCGACAAUCAACUUCACCGAGACAAACCCAAACAUCAAGUUGGACGAAUGGAAGCUUCAAAUUCAAACAGAGUUACAAGAGCUACCAUCAUCUGAAAAGACGUUAACGUUUGGUUUGAACAGUGCUGGCUUUGGGGGAGCAGUAGGCCACAUCAUCCUUCAAGAGGCCCCUCGUGGCAUCAUACAGGCCCCCGCCGCAGUAUCUGCUGGCUGGAGAUUUGGAGGUGGCACCUCGGGUUCACCCAUAGUCGUACCCCUUUCAGCAAUAUCCACUGAAGCAUUGCAUGAUGUUGCUGAGCAGUGGCGAGGUUUCAGAAGUGAGCAUGAUGCACUCCGAAUUGUUUCUUGGUUAACAUGUCGUAGAAAACACUAUGAAUGCCGCCUGGCAGUCAUCAGCAACUCUGGCGAGGCCUUCCAGGAACAACUAGAGCAGUACCUUGAAGUACGGAGUGGCAGUGAGAUUUCAGCAGGUGUUUCCAGAGAGAAGCCCAAGAUCUGUUUUGUUUUUCCUGGACAGGGCCAGCAGUGGGGCAAAAUGGGGCAGCGAUUGUUCCUCAGGGAGACAGUUUUCCGCGAAGCUAUUUUGGAAUGUGAUGAAGUAUUCAAGAAUUUGAGCGGUUGGUCGUUGCUUUAUGACAAAAACAUUUUCACCAAUGGAUCAAAAGACCAAGAGGACCAAACAGCUAAUUUAGACAGCGAGAUGAAAGAAACAGCAGUUUUACAACCUUCCAUUCUGUUUUUCCAGAUUGGGUUGCUGCAUCUCCUGCGAUACUGGGGGAUCCUGCCUGACGUCAUAGUCGGUCACAGCCUUGGUGAGGUGGCUGCAGCCUAUGCAUGUGGCGGUCUCACCCUUCAAGAGGCCGUUCAUGUUAUAUACCACCGAAGUUUCCAACAGGCACAGCUGAAAGGAGCCGGAAGCAUGGCAGCGCUUCGCUUGCCUCUGGCUGAAGCCAAAGAUGUUUGCCAGCAGUAUGACAACUUGUAUGUAGCUGCUGUCAAUGCCCCAGCAGCAACAACAAUUGCUGGAGACACCGAUGCCAUAUCAGAAAUAGCCCGAAAAAAACCAACCGUGGCCAAACAACUGAGAGUUCAAUGUGCCUUCCAUACUCCAUUUAUGGAUUCAAUGGAGGCGCCAUUCCGAUUGGCCAUGAAAGGGUCUGUCAACACAGAACCAGGAGCUGGUUCCAUUCCCUUCUAUUCCACUGUGAUAGGAGAGGUAUACACCGGUGCAUUUGGUACCAACUACUGGUGGCAAAACAUCAGAGGCACGGUUAAGUUCCAGGCCGCUGUAGAAGAAGUCCUGAAUAACAAAGACGUCAAUGUAUUCCUCGAAAUCGGGGCCUCUGCUACUCUCCUCUCUUCCGUGAAUCAGAUUUAUGCUCGUUUCAAAGGCAGAACGAGCCCCAAACUCAUCCCUACAGGUCAGCGAGAGCAAGAUGACUACCUCACAGCACUGCGGGCUUUAUCAAACCUGUACGUUGCUGGAUGUGACAUCAAUUGGAGAAACGUCACAGGAGGACCCACCACUUGGGCCCAAUUGCCAACAUACCCAUGGCAGCAUCAGUCCUUCUGGCUGGAAACUGAUGAAAGACGGAAGCGCAGACUUGGUCAAGAUGACAGGACUUUCAAAGGACAAGCCGGAAAUAUUUCUCUUGAAAUGUUUCCAUUUCUUGCUGAUCAUGUUGUGCAAGAUCAGCUUGUUUUUCCCGGAGCAGGAUAUGUCGAGAUGAUGGUGCAGUCCGUCUUUGACGAGGAUGAAUGUCCUGCUUUGUCCAAAGUGUCAUUCAGCAAGAUCAUUGCUUGGACAGAGUCGGAAGACGGGAACACCAAGCCACUGGGUCUUCAGUGUCACAGAGAAGGUUCACAUGUUGAAGUAACUUUGGAUGGGUCAAGCUAUUCCUCAGCUAAAAUUAACAUAUCUUCGGAACCAGAGUUGAGUCUAAUCUCAAUUGAAGAGAUCCUCUUGAGGUGCACGACUCGCGUCAGUGGUGAAGACAUCUAUCACGCAUUAGCAGACCUUGGUUUAGAUUAUGGCCCCUCCUUUCAGGUUAUCAAAGAGGCUGCUCUAGGAGAUGGGGAAGUAUUGGGAUUCCUUUCACCCGUGAAAUCUGAUAGCAAACAGCGAAUGCAAGUGACACAUUUAGACGCCUGCUUUCAGCUGUUGCUUGUAGCGUCUGGGAGUAACACAAGUCUAUAUCUUCCUGUUUUCAUUCAAUCCCUACACAUGAGUGUCCCACGACUGUCAGCCACAGAAUCUCUUGUUGCCUACGUCCGGAUGACUGAAUUUGAUUCUAGAGUACUUGCUGGGGAUAUAACCAUUUCCACGUGUCAAGGAAGAGUGCUACUGAAAGCUUACAACUGUGAGUGCCGCAACAUCACUGGUUCCAAGACGGGUGUUCCUUUAGAAUCUUGCUUGUACAUUACACGCAUGCAACCUUUGCAGUCCUGUUUUCCAAACCCCUCAACUGCUUGUGAGAAGUUUGAACUUGACUACCUCAGGAAAAAUUUUCCGGAUGAAACUGAGUUCCUCACAAGAGCGCAGCCUUGGAUUCCAUCUCUGGAGAGGGUCUGCAUCUCAUGCAUUUAUCAGGCUUUAAAUGGCACCGCCGCAAACAAACACGUUGACCAACGACUUGGCCGUUAUCUCAAGCAGACGACAGAAACGUCCAGAACAAACUGUCCUAGUGAAGUGGCAGUCACAAAUAUUGCGUCUGUUUUAGACAACAUUGAAGCCAAUCUGCCAGAAAUACAGCCAGAGAUUGCUCUUCUACGAAGUCUUGCAAACAUAGCAAAAAGCGUGAACAUAACAAUUUCGUCGAACCGCAGAUCUUCCAUAACUCGACGGUCUUCCCUGAGAGAGACGAGCCCAGGUGUGAUAGAUUCAGCCCUGAGUCGCCUCUGCUACAGAGCUAGUGCAGAUGCCAUUCACAGCGCGGUCAAGGAAGCUAUUCAUAAGAAGAAUGUUGUGCGGAUACUUGAAGUUGGGGGGCAACACGGAGGCCUUGCCACAUAUGCACUGCCUCUCUUAAAUGAGUUUUGUGACGAGAUGCGACUGGAAUACAUAUGCAGUUACCUGGCUUUCCAUUCGGGAGCUUAUCCUCACCAUGACCAACCCCUCAGUUUUCCCUUCGUCAAGUAUAAGCAACUUGAUCUUCAGCAGGACGUAGUGUCGCAAGGGUUCGUGCCAGGAUCUGUGGAUGUCAUAAUCUGUAUGGAGAAAAUCCAACUGUCAGGAGAAUAUGACAGCAGCUUAAGAAAUAUGCACAAGCUGCUUUGUGAUGGAGGCUGGCUUUUUAUGUGCGAGAUGACUAGCGACAGUUGCAUCGGCUCUGUCUUAUUUGAUCGUCAAGAAGGUUAUUUUCUGACUGAGGGAGAAUGGAGGAAUACUCUCAGUGCAAGUGGCUUCCAGGACAUCGUGGUCGCAUCACCGCCACAAGAAUGCUUCCACAGUAUCUUUGUCAGCCGUAAAGUCAAAGACAAUAGAAUAACUUUUAUCACUCAUCCAGCAUCCUGCCCAAUCUUCCUGAUUUUAACUGAUCAUGAUACAACUGACGUCUCGACAUUUCCCAAUGUAGUUUGUGGCAAACUGGGUGUUCCGGCUGACAAAGUGGUACUCAAAGGAAAUGAUCUAAACAGUGCCCUGUCCCAAAACUCAAGGACACAGAGAAACAGCCUGGUUUGCCUCUACAACUCACAACAUGGCCUUUACGAACUGACAAAGUUACUUCAACAGGUUGACUCUAAGACACUGAUGUUCAGAAAUGUGUUUGUGGUUAUCACGGGAACAAAAACAAGAGCAGCUGAAGUGGUGGGUCUCGUUCGAUCAGUGACAAAUGAAAUUCACGUCCCUGUUUACUCUGUCUACAUGGGAGACACUGAAGAUGCCAGCAUAGAAUCAUUGGCUGGGUUUUUGAAUGACAAGGAGGUCAGAGAUAGAGAAAUCGAGAUCAGUGAGGGAGAAAUCAGAGUGCCAAGAAUACUAAGAGCUGAGCUCUCCGCUGAUAAUGAUGUGGUAAAUGAGUGCCACUGGCAGGUUGCAAUCAAUAAAGAUGACACGUCCCAAGGUGGCACAUCAUCUUUUGAAGAUCUUGGAUUUCAAUUUUUGGAUGACUUGGAUCCUCUUCCUGGUCAAGUCGUUGUACAUGUGAAAUCUGCAGCACUCAAUUUCAAGGAUGUAAUGCUAUCGCUGGGACUUUUGGAUGGUUUGGAUGAUAAUGAUGACACAAUUCAUAUUGGCCUUGAGUGCUCGGGAAAAAUUCAGAAAAUUGGUGACGGGGUAAAUUCCUUCAGGGUAGGAGAUGAAGUUAUGGGCUUUGGAAAACACUGUUUUGCUUCACAAACCAUUUGCGACGAGAAGCUGUUAGUUCACAAACCAUCAAGCAUUGGGUGGAACGAGGCUGCUGGCGUUUGUGUCGUGUUUACCACGGCCUAUCACAGUCUCAUCCAGAGAGCCCAUCUCCAGAAAGGAGAAACGGUCCUCAUCCAUUCAGCUUGUGGUGGUGUUGGCUUAGCAGCCAUUCAGAUCGCCAGUAUGAUAGGAGCUCAUAUCAUCUGCACUGCAGGAAGUGAGGAGAAACGAUCUUACCUUAGAAACAACCUUGGGAUCGAACUGGUGACGGAUUCUCACUCAGAAAGAUUUUAUGAUGACGUCAUGGUCUGGACAAAAGGGGCUGGUGUUGAUGUAGUUCUGAAUUCACUGCAUGGUGAAAAACUGUCCAGAGGCAUUGAGGCUCUUGCUCCCGGCGGAAGGUUUUGCGAGAUUGGGAAGAGGGACAUUCUUCAAAAUUCAAACCUCCAAAUGAGUCUGCUGCUUGAGAACAAAUCGUUCUUGUCAUGCCAGAUCGACAGGAUGAUCAAACUUCAGAAAGCCAAAAUGCACGAACUCCUCCUCGAAGUAACGUCGCUGUUUAGAGAAGACAGUGUUCUUGCUUCAAUACCAACGACGGUGUAUCCCAUUGGCGACUACCAGGGGACUUUUGCCAGGAUGGCAAAAGGAAAUCACAUAGGUAAGAUGGUCUUCAAUAUCCCUGCUGAUUUCAAACCUCCUCGGAUCCUGUCUUGCUCUCGUAUCUUUGACAAUAAUGCUACUUACAUUAUCACCGGUGGCUAUGGUGGUUUGGGAUUGGCUCUUGCGAAAUGGAUCUGUGAUAGAGGUGCAUGCUAUUUGGCUCUUGUGUCUCGUCGCGGCUGUAAGACGGAUGCGGCUCAUCGAACAGUGAGGUUCCUGGAGAGGAAAGGAACAACUGUCUUUGGUUUUGCACUAGAUGUGUCCAAAGCAAGCGAUGUUCAGUCCAUGCUGAGUGACUUAGCAACCGUCCACGGUGCCCCAGUGGUGAAAGGUGUGUUCCAUGUUGCUGGGCACAUUGUGGAGGAAUCGUUGUCUACCCUCACACCCGAGGUGUUGAAUAAGAUCUUAGGAGCCAAGGCAACUGGAGCAAAGAAUCUACAUGACCUUACUCGACAUCUUCCUCUUGAAGUGUUCUUCCUGAUGUCAUCGAGUAGUGCUAUGUGGGGACACUCCUCACAACCUGGCUACUGUGCCGCCAAUGCCUACCUGGAUGCGCUAGCAGAGGAGAGACGUGACCAAGGACUUCCUGCGGUCAGCCUCCAGCUCGGACCAGUGAGGGGUGUAGGAUUUCUGGAGAAGAUGAAAGUCACCAUAGAAACUCUGGCAAUAAAGGGAUGCCUAACACUCCACAUUGAUGAGAUCCUACAUGUCAUUGGUCAAAUUCUUCAGACAAAGGAUGCUCCUGCUGUGCUAAGUCUCUCUAACCAGGAAUGGAACAGCACCCUCAAAUUUUGUCAUGAUGGCAUCUUGAAAUUUCAACAUCUCCUCCGAGCAGUAAGGCCGAGGCGUUCAGUCUGUGCUAGUUCAACUCAGCGGAAAGUUCUAGAAGACCGAAUGAGGAAGAAGAUGGCCCACCUCCUGUGCAUCAAUCCCGACAGUAUCGAUUUGGAGCAGUCUAUGGUGACCUAUGGCAUGGAUUCCUUGAUGGCUGUGGAGAUGGUAGCAUGGGCUUCAAAAGAAUUCAACACAUCCAUUACCCAAGUGGAAAUUCUUGGAGGUUUAACAACAGGUGCACUCCUCCAACGACUGCUGUUAAGCCAGACUGUGUAAAAGUGAGAUAGAAUCACGGGUCAAGUAAUUGGUCAUUGCAUUUAUGAUAUCACCCAUCACCCCACUUGUUUCUCUAAAGUCAUUGGUAUUGAAAACUUUACUCAUCUAUUAUGAAAUAAGCAUAAUCCUUUUAAAAUAUAGCCAAGUGUAAUUCGUUUAAUUGAUAACAUUAACAGUUGAUGGGAUUUAGUGAUAUUGAUACUCAUGUCCAUUAAAAAAAUCCCUCUUCCCACUAAAAUGGAAUUAGGCCUAUCUGUCUGGCAUUUUACACUGAAUGAAAGCACAUGAUUGUAUAACUUGAAGCAGGUGACGAUUUCAAAAUGGAAAAAAAAUCUUCAUAAAAAGAAACUUGGAAGUGUCAGGCAACAUGACACUUACAUACUAAACAUAUGCAUGCGUAACAUUUUCCUGUACUCACAAGCUUUGAAAGUAACAUGCUCUAAGAAUGACUGAGAGAACUUGAGAUUGAUACAGGCCUAAACAUGAUAUAGAAAUAGGCAACAUUUAUGUGCAGUAUUUCUCCCAAACACUACUGGCGCUUUGAAGACAUACAUUGUUUAAAAGAAGGGUCAUCAUUUCAUAUAGGCCUGACGUUAAUCAAGUGGCCUUUGUCACGUCAGGUCUUAGUUAGUAUAUAUGGACCCAAGGCCCUGUCUAAAUUAAUUUGCAUUAAGCCUAGUAGACGUAAGCCGGAUAAAAUCUGAAGCUGCUGUUAAGUAGAAGCUAAACAAAUAUAAAUCAGAAAACGUACUUGUACAAAUUAACGCUUAAUCCUGAGUGUCCAUAAUGACCAAUCAGGCACAAUCAGGCUGAUCUACAGUCCUAAUCUACUACGUGACGUUUGUCAUCACGUAAACCCUUCAUGCUUGUAUUUAAUCCUUACCAUUUUAACCAGUUUCAGCGACUAGAUCAAUAAUUAACUUGGCUGACUCACCCAGCCAAAAACCUGCUCAGUUCCCGGGUACACGACUUCCACUUCCAACUAGAUUUAGCGAUACAAAAACAUGUAAUAACAUGCGUAAAUUUCCCCAAAGAUGAUAUCCCGCAAUUGGUGGUUGCUAGCUUAUAAUGGCUGCAUUCUAGCAAGCCUCGUUCAAUUUUAAUUAAUGUGUCUAUUCGAAACAAAAAAAGUAAAGCAAAAGGUACAAAAAGUAAAAAUUGAAUGUGUAAAUCUAAAACAUAAUAUUUAGUCUGUAUCGUCCUCUUGUCGAUUUCACUUGUAAACAAGAAGAAUAUUCAUGUCUUAACACUUUCAACCUAUCACGUUCUCGGGCCCGGCUCGUAAAUAAAACUUGCACCAUAACACAGAUAUAAAGUUAGUUUGAUAUUGGACAUUCUACAGGUUUGUACAGCAAAUGUUCCAUGUUUUAGAAAUUAGACAUUUACAUAUGUUUUACCGUGAAUUGCCAUUCAGACAUUCCCUGUACAAACCAGUGGGUAUGUCCAAUGUCCAAUAUCAAACUAACUUCACCGUAACAGUGUGGAAAGUGUGGGUGUGUGGCUUGGGGGAGGCUUGCUGAAGGUUUAUUGCAUCUGUAGAAUUAAUUUGCAUGUACGAGUGCGUAAAUUUUAUAAACUCGCAAAAGCUUUGGGAAACAAACUGAAAUUUCUGUAAAUGAACACAGAUGCCUUUAGAUAUGGUAAAAUAUUUCUGAGCUUAAAAUAAAGUGUUACUUCAUCAAAAAGUGGAGUUUCAUUGACACAUUUAUUUGAUAAAAUUAACAAAACAUGUUUCACUACAUUAUCACUGUAUACUGCAAUUUGUAGCCACUGUGUCAACUUAAAAUCUCUACAUUUCUACAUACAAAUACAGUAUAAAUUAUAUUUACAGUAUGAUUUCUGCGGGUUUCAAACAGGUUGGAAAACUGGGCUUUUAUAUUAAUUCUGAAUAUUAAGAAGCUGGGACAGUAAAGAUAAUAAAGUAAUGCUUCCACAUGUUCAAAAUGUAUUUCAUCCUCUCAAAAUUAUAAUUAAUUUAGAACAAAGUAAGAUGUUUAACCAUUUUCACUGAUUGUAUGAUAUACAGAGAUAGGCAUAACCUUCCCAAACCUUCUCAAAUUCCUUUAACCCUGUACAGGAGAGUACCGGCACAUGGCUGUUCAUAUGAAACUCAUCCAGAUAAAACGCUGAAUUAAUAAGCCACAAUAAGAUUGAUGAAAGUAUUAGUUACAGAUGGCCAAAAUGCAAAAAGAUUCGUCAUAACAAAUUUUCGAAAUAGAUUUUAAGAACUUUAAUACACUCUUUAUAACAUUGCGUAUACACCUUAUAGUCGUAGCCAUUUUUAGAUAAUCUUAUCAAUAAAUAGAGAAUAAUAAAUAGAAAAGCACUGUCUAUGGUGAAUAUUGCACUAAGAAAAAAGUACUAGAAAUCUCCUUUGUAGAACGCGCUAUAUUUUUAUGCAAAUAUUAUAUCCACCGUUUUAUAAGUGUUAUGCUAGUAAAAAAUUGAGGGAAGUGACUAUUAUGUAUUUUUAUUGCUGCCAAAUGGCUCCCAAAGGUUGGGGAACAAAUCAUACAUUGUCUCUUUAGAUGGUUUUACGGUUACGAAGUGCUCGACUUUUUUUCACAACAAGGAGCCUAAAAAAUAGGAAAUCCUAAAAUUAAUACCAUAUCUCAAAAACUUUUAAGAGCCCAGAGCCUACACGAUUUCAGCAGGGGAACUUAAUUUUAUAGACACAGUGCCUAUAUGUUACGUAUGAUUCUAAUUUUGCAACAAAACAUUACCUGUCUUUAGCAGGUAAGUUAAUAUUUGACAGUUAUAUAUUCUGUGGCAUAUAUCCACAGAUCCUCAUGACUGAUUUUCAGGACCACAAGCAAAAGUAGCCAAGAGUCCUUUGAUUUGGAAGUCAGUCAGGAAUUUGAACUUUUGUAAAAGGGGGCAACGUCAGAAGGUUUUUGCUGAGGGCUACCACAAUGAGGACGAACAAAAAUCCCGAGUGCAGGUGGAAUUUGAACUAGAAAUGGAAAAAAAAA
Molecule: messenger RNA, 10212 nt
Organism: Acanthaster planci (crown-of-thorns starfish)
Lineage: Eukaryota; Metazoa; Echinodermata; Asteroidea; Valvatida; Acanthasteridae
Biological process (GO): fatty acid biosynthetic process
Molecular function (GO): phosphopantetheine binding; 3-oxoacyl-[acyl-carrier-protein] synthase activity; oxidoreductase activity
Source: RefSeq, a predicted model, not a curated record